This is a messenger RNA of Columba livia (rock pigeon), 1309 nucleotides long. RefSeq lists its product as uncharacterized. The coding region runs from base 83 to 691 and encodes 202 amino acids. The transcript has 5 exons. Lineage: Eukaryota; Metazoa; Chordata; Aves; Columbiformes; Columbidae. The record is from RefSeq and is a predicted model, not a curated record.
ACCACCCAUCCCCUGCAUUUCCCUCAGCCCUCAGAGGAGCGAGCAGCCCGGCUCUGUCACCAGCACCGUCCCAGAGAAAACAAUGGACCCAGUCGAUUCUGCCAUUGCUGGCAGCAUUGUAGGUGCUGCAAGCGCUGCAACUGUUGCAGGUGUCAGCCUGAGGAAAUCUGUGUCGCUCAAGUUUCUGUUCACCAAGAGCAUCCCUGGACAUGGAGAGAUCUUCGAGCAGGUUUUAAGUGGCACUUUGCAGCCUGGGGACAUCUUGCUAUUCCCCUUGGAUGGAAGCAAUAGCACCAUCGCACAGGCCCUCUUGAGACAUGCAGCCGUCUUCUGUGGGAAUGGAGAGGUCAUACACUUCCAGGGCAUAGAUUGCAAGGAAAGCCCUGGUGUGAUCAGCAAAGAAGGAUUGGUGAAAAUGCGAAAGAACAGGGGGCCAUUUGAUGUUUACCGGAAAAAAGAUGGGGUUGUUCUCAAGGAAUUCAAUAAUAGAGUCAGGACAGCGAUGAACAGCAAAGCCAAGUAUGACCCUUACACAAACAACUGCAUCCACUUCGCCCUCUACCUCUUGGGCUUGCAGGAGUUCUACUCCAACCUGGUGCGAAUCCAAGAUGAAGGUGACAACAGCUGCAGCGACACUGCCACCUCAAGCCCCCCCAGCCUGGCGGGGCAGGGGAGCAGCCACACGGCGUGAGGGGUGGCAGCCCCAUGUCCCCCAAGGACCAUCCCCCCGACCCACUGAGAAGCCUCAGGGAAGGAGAUUUUCUUUGUGGGGGGAUGGGGACGUUGCUUUCUGCUUCCUGGAGCUUAAUUGCUGUGUGCUAAUCAGAUGUUUUAUUAAAUUUUGCUACCUGAAACGAACCUGAUUUUACAUACAGCCUCAGUCCUGCCUGAUGGGCUGAGAGCGCUGCCCGGCUGCCACCAGCCUCUGGGGCUUCUUGGCUGCCCAGGAUAAUAAUGAGCGAAACAACAGCCAAUAUCAGUAUUACUGGCGAAGAACAGCUAUAACUUCAGCGAAUGAGGCACAGAAUCUCUUUUUUUCGGUGCAUGCACAGACAUUUCUAACAAAUUGAGGCUUGUAUUUAUACUUGCUUUGAUGCUUGCUCAAGCAUUGCUGCUUUGCUAGGUUAGGCACUGCAUAAGUGAUACAUUUUGUGUUCCCACCGAAGUUGCUGCCAUAAAAGCAUUUUUUGGUCUAUCACAAGUUACCCCGCUGUCCUUGAUGUAUCAAUCUUGUAUCAAUCCCUUUGUCCUUGAUGUAUCAAUUUUGUAUCAAUCCUUCUGUCCUUCAUGUAUUAAUGAGUAUAAGGUC